Molecule: messenger RNA, 1161 nt
Organism: Trematosphaeria pertusa
Lineage: Eukaryota; Fungi; Ascomycota; Dothideomycetes; Pleosporales; Trematosphaeriaceae
Exons: 2
Coding region: 1-1161 (386 amino acids)
Source: RefSeq, a predicted model, not a curated record
AUGCGCGUGCCUCCGGAAAUCCUGCGCCUAAUCUUGGAAUGGGCGGAGAACGACUUCGCGCUGAAACAUUUCUUCGCGCUUCGGCUGGUAAACAGACUGUUCGACAAUGAAGUCCUCUUUCUAGCAUUCAAAGCGCCACGACUGGACACCAUCUUUCGCAGCAUCGCGAAAUCUUUCCACCACUUCCCCUCUCGUCUAAAGCGCAAAUACCUCUAUUACCAGAUUGAGCGGCACAACCACGGGCGACCGUCCGUCUUUUCGACCUUGUUCUUUCGAGCUUAUGACCUGCAGGUCCAGAGAAGAGGGAUCAGCCCGGAAGCAGCAAGCUCACCUGCAAGGGAAGAGCUUCUCCGGGAAAUAGUCGAUAGUGUUGAUCUCUAUAUCUUCACUACACGCUACUCCAAUAACCCAUGGAUUUCAUUUGCCCGGGGGCGAGAGAUAAAGCACUGGCUGUCCAUAUUCCGCAUCCUCUUUCCGAACGCCUAUCCGGACGUCAACCUUGCCCUGCGGCUCUACCUGAUGCUUCGAGGAGAAUGGACCGCGGCUUCCGGCUACACAAUUCAGCUUCAAGUUCUACUAUAUGACCCAGUAGCUACGCAGUACCGGUUCGCAUUCGCACACGACGCAAUGAGGUUCGCUGUAUCGAGCCGCAGCUCAUGGAUUUCUAAGACCGUAUGUUGCAUGCUCGACGAGGACUUGAAGAACAUGCCGUUAAGACCUUAUAUCGAGGAAGCUGCAAAGAACGUGGAAUUCCCCCAGGACAUCUACUUCACAAACAUGCUCCUUCACAGGUUGAUGGGAGGCGAUGCCACCAGGGUAUCUGUAGACAACCAGCUGUUACCAUGCAUAGGCAAUGCGAUCGCGAACGCGCUUGCUACUGGUGAGACAGAAGUCUCUGCAAUUAUCAUAGACAUGAUGAGCAGAUGCGGAUCGAUUCGCGCCCUCCACCAGGUCUUCCACGAUGUUUAUGGAGGGGACUGGACUACUGGGAGGACGCAUAUGUUGACGUCGGCUAGAAUGAAGGCUAUCAAAGAAGAGGCUCAACUGAGGAUCAUGACUCUUGAGAAGUCAAGCGAUGUGCAGAAGCCAGAGCCACCAAAUCGCUUCGAGACGUUCAGGCUACAGUGGCAGAGGAUCAAGUCACGAAUGCGAGUUAUCUGA